This is a messenger RNA of Uloborus diversus, 5296 nucleotides long. RefSeq names its product chitin synthase chs-2-like. Gene Ontology annotation, cellular component: cell septum; cell periphery. Gene Ontology annotation, molecular function: chitin synthase activity. Lineage: Eukaryota; Metazoa; Arthropoda; Arachnida; Araneae; Uloboridae. The record is from RefSeq and is a predicted model, not a curated record.
GGCUGGGAUGUGUUCGUUGUUACUCCUCCUGAAGAAGAGGAUGAAACAGUGAUAUCAAAAACUAUUGAUAUUACGCUUAAAGCUUUUAAAUUAUUUAUAUACCUCUUAACCUUUUGUGUUGUCCUUGGUGCUGCUGUCAUAUCAAAAGGAACCUUUCUUUUCAUGACCUCCCACAUUAGAGGGAAUAAAAGCCUUCAAGUCUGUAAGCGAGGAUUAGGAUUGGAUAGAGACAAGGAGUAUGAAGUAUAUCUAUCCGAAAUUGAAAGGAUACCAUGGAUAUGGGCAGUGUUUGUAGCACUUAUUGUUCCGGAGCUUUUUGCACUAUUUCGCAGCUCACGGAUAUGUGUGUUCAAGUCAUACAAAAAGCCAAAGUUAACGACUUUUAUCACUGUGUUUAUCGGAGAGACAUUUUACGCCAUAGGACUCUCGUUGUUGGCCUUUGUUGUCAUACCAGAUUUGGAUGUUAUCAAAGCAGCCAUGCUGACGAACUGUGUGUGUUUUGUCCCUGCUAUCCUUGGACUUUUAUCUAGAUAUUCUGGAGAAUCUAAGAGACCAGUGAAAAUAAUACUUGACAUUUUUGCAAUUCUUUUUCAAGGCACUGGAUUUGCAAUCUGGCCAAUCAUGGAAACUGGACCUAGAUCCUGGCUAAUACCAGUUUCAGUAUUUUUAGUUUCCAUUAGAUGGUGGGAAAACUAUUUAGACAAGAAGUCGCCUCUCUCAUUCAUUAGGAAGCUUAGUGCAGUCAAAGAAGAUUUACGGAAAAGUCGUUACUUCACUUAUAUUUUCUUAUCAAUGUGGAAAAUACUAGUAAUAUUUUGUGCCAUGUUUGGGUUUUUGCACAUAACAAUGAAUGAUGCCACGUUUAUAUACAAAGGCUUCGUAUCUAGUUUCAGAAGUCACCCUAUUAUGGUGCAGCAGAUUAAAAAAUUUAUAUUAGCUAAUAAUUUACCCGAUGUUCCAACUGCAAGUCCUCUUGAUGACCAAGUUUCGAUACCAUCAUCAGUAAUGACACCGAUUUAUGUUCUUCUUAUACAAAUUAUGGCGUCUCUGCUUUGUUACGUCUUCGGAAAAUUUGCUUGUAAAAUCUGUAUUCAAGGCUUCAGUUUUGCCUUUCCUAUUAGUUUAACUAUACCUGUAUGCAUAUCGAUGCAAAUUGCUGCUUGCGGAGUGAGAUAUGAAGACGUGUGCUUCUUUGAAGAUUUUAUACCCAAAUACUUGUUUCUGACUUGUCCGCAAGGAGAUUUCUUCCAAGACUUUGUAUCGAGUCAGUAUGCUUGGAUAUGGCUUCUAUGGUUACUCUCGCAGACUUGGAUCACUGUUCAUAUAUGGACUCCGAAAUGUGAGCGACUUGCAAGUACUGAAAAGUUGUUUGUAAAUCCUAUGUAUUGUGGAGUUCUGAUUGAUCAGUCUGUUGCUUUGAAUCGCAGAAGAGAUGACGAAGGGGAAAUCAAAAGCGAGGAUUUGGAUCUGGAAGGAAACGAUGAAAACGACAUAUCUCAAUACUAUGAAACAAUAUCCAUUCAAACGGAAACAUCAAGUGGUCAUACAAGCAAAAGUGCUAACGUCAGGAGCUCGGAUCACAUUACAAGAAUCUACGCAUGUGCGACCAUGUGGCACGAAACGACAGAAGAAAUGCUUCAGAUGUUAAAAUCAGUAGUCAGAAUGGAUGAGGACCAAUGCGCACGAAGAAACGCGCAGAAGUACUUGAGAAUUGUCGAUCCUGACUAUUACGAAUUCGAAGUUCAUAUCUUUUUUGAUGAUGCGUAUGAACUGUGUGACGAUGACGACGAAGAGAUGGUUGUCAACAGGUUCGUGAAACAAUUAAUUCAAGUCAUGGACACAGCUGCCAGUAAUGUUCAUCAGUGCAAUAUUCGUCUGAAACCUCCAAAGAAAAUUCCUACUCCUUAUGGAGGCCGCUUGGUUUGGAUAAUGCCCGGCAAAAAUAAACUGAUUGCUCAUUUAAAAGACAAAGCUAAAAUUCGUCAUCGAAAGCGAUGGAGUCAGGUAAUGUACAUGUACUAUUUACUUGGCCACCGGCUCAUGGAAUUGCCCAUUGAUGUCAACAGAAAAGCAACAAUGGCGGAAAACACAUUUGUUCUGGCAUUAGAUGGUGACAUUAAUUUUAGACCUCACGCUGUGCAACUUCUUGUGGAUCUCAUGAAAAAGAACAGAAAUCUUGGAGCUGCUUGUGGGCGCAUUCAUCCAGUUGGGGCAGGUCCCAUGGUAUGGUAUCAGAAAUUUGAAUACGCCAUAGGACAUUGGCUUCAAAAGGCUACUGAACAUAUGAUUGGAUGUGUGCUUUGCAGUCCCGGUUGUUUUUCUUUAUUUAGAGCAAAAGCGCUCAUGGAUGAUAAUGUGAUGAGGAAAUACACAACUAGAUCAGAUGAAGCGAGACAUUAUGUCCAGUACGAUCAAGGUGAAGAUCGUUGGUUAUGUACUUUACUCCUUCAAAGAGGUUAUCGUGUCGAAUACAGUGCUGCGUCUGAUGCGUAUACUCACUGUCCCGAAGGAUUUGGAGAAUUUUACACACAACGUAGAAGAUGGGCUCCAUCAACCAUGGCUAAUAUAAUGGAUCUGUUGUCAGAUUAUAAAUCUACAGUAGCAAUUAAUGAUAAUAUUUCUGUCCCGUACAUAAUUUAUCAAGGGAUGUUGAUGGUUGGAACUGUACUUGGUCCAGGAACGAUUUUUCUGAUGUUGGUGGGUGCAAUGGUGGCUGCUUUUAAGAUAUCGAACUGGAACUCUUUUACCUAUAACAUAAUUCCCAUAUUACUUUUCAUGAUAGUUUGCUUCAUCUUUAAAAAUGAUAUUCAGAUCAUGGUGGCGCAAGUUAUGAGUGCAGCUUACGCUUUGUUGAUGAUGGCUGUAUUGGUUGGUACUUCUAUUCAGCUAACAGAAGACGGCGUGGGCUCACCUUCGUCCAUAUUUCUCAUAGCAUUGUCUGGGAGUUUCUUUAUAGCAGCCCUACUACAUCCACAAGAAUUUUGGUGUGUAGUUCCCGGAUUACUCUACUUCCUCAGUAUUCCAUCUAUGUACCUUUUGCUUAUAAUUUAUUCUCUUGUAAAUUUGAAUGUAGUCACUUGGGGAACACGAGAAGUUCAAACUAAGAAAACAAAGAAAGAGUUAGAAGAAGAAAGAAAAGAACAAGAAGAAUUGCUUAAGAAGAAACGAAAUCCUGAUUUGCUAUCUUUCUUGGGCUUAGGAGGCAGCGGCAAUGAAGAAGGCAGCAUUACAUUAAGUCUUGCCAAUUUGUUUACUUGCAUGCUUUGUACGUACCCAAAAUCUAAUGAAGACAAAAUGCAUUUAAUGAAGAUCGGGGAUCAAUUGGAACAGAUGAACAAGAAAAUUUCUAGUUUGGAAAGACAACUUGAAUUGUCUCAUGCUAUUCCAUUCAGAGGAAGGAAGACUUCAGUUGGUGGUAGAGGUUCAGUUCGAGCUGCUUCAGAAGCAGGAUUAUCUGUAGUUAAUGAGAAUGAUGAUGAUGAAGCAGAAUUUGAUUCUGGAUCUGAUAUAUCUCCCAGCGAAGGCCUUGAUUUGAAAGAUAAAGAGCCUAAGCAAGAAAGAGAUGAUUUAAUUAAUCCAUAUUGGAUAGAAGAUAAAGACCUUAAACGUGGCGAAGUGGAGUAUCUUCCGACUGCUGAAAUAACGUUUUGGAAUGAUCUAAUCGACAAGUACUUGUUUCCUAUCGAGCAGAACAAAGAACAUCAAGCAAGAGUAGCGUCAGAGUUGAAAGAAUUGAGAAACAAAGUUGUAUUUGCUUUCUUUAUGUUCAACGCACUCUUUAUUCUAAUUGUAUUUCUUCUGCAACUUAACAAAGAUCAACUUCAUCUUGAUUGGCCUCUGGGUGUGAAGACCAAUAUCACUUAUAUUCCGGAAACUAGCGAAGUGAGAAUAGAUAAAGAAUAUCUGGAACUGGAACCCAUUGGAUUGGUGUUUGCUGUCUUCUUUGCUUUAAUUCUUGUCAUCCAGUUUGUGGCGAUGUUGUUCCAUCGAUUUGGAACUUUGUCCCACAUCAUGGCAUCCAUAGAGCUUACAUGCUGCAAUCAAAAGGUUGAUGAUAUUAGCGAUGAUGCGUUCAUCGACAAAAAUGCUGUUCAAAUAGCAAAGCAGCUUCAAAGACUCAGAGGAAUAGAUGAUGAUGAAAAAAGUGAAGAAUCUUUGUAUGGAGAUAGGUUAGCACGAAGAAAGACAAUUCAAAAUUUAGAAAAGAGGAAGAAUCAAAGGAACAGGAUUGGAACAUUAGACGUUGCCUUUAGGAAACGUUUCAUGAACAUAAAUGUCCAUGAUGGAGAGCAUGGAAAUAUAUCAACGCCAGUACUAAGUGGAUUACAUCGCUUAGGUCGAAGCCGGGAAACCCUCAGAGCUUUGGAACUGCGCAGGAAUAAUGUCUUCGGCAACAACAGCAAAAUGGAAACUUUAGGUGCUAAAAACGAAUUCAAUGGUCGCAAUAAGAACAUUCGACCUAAGAAUGGUGACGUCAGACGAGUGGACAAAAUAUUCCAUAACCAAAACGGAGGUUUGGAUCCCGGUUUCGGCAAUAAAGCGUAUGAUGGAAGCUCGGACGAAGAAACGGGUGGUCGAAAUCUACGAAUGCAAAUCUAUGGCACGAAAAAUAGCGCUGUGAGCUAUAGGGAGGACACUGACACUGCCAGACGAAGGCAAAGCCACUUAUGAACAUUUAGGACUGGAUGCGAAGUCAAUGUUUUACAGUGAAACAAUUUUAACAAACUUCAAACCAGAAGUGCAUAAAGUGCGGGCACUGUAUUGCCAAUAACUUGUCACUGUAACUGAUGUAACAGUUUAAUAUCUGCGUACUUCUUCCGUGGUAUUAAGGUACAAAUUCUUUAGUCUUAUAUCUAUACCUCAAUUUCUUUAAAAUUGUUAGUCAUUUGACACUUGUGCAAUAAUUUCUGUGACUCAAACUUCUAUGGUCAUUUUCUUUUAACUGCAUGACACUAGAAAUUGAAGCAAUGAACAAAUUUAUUAGAACAAACCUUUUUUCGUGCAAUUUCCGUUUGCUCAAUUUUGCCUAGGCAUUAUCUUUUUUUCUUUACUGUGUAACACGUUUCAUUACUUUUUACUGUUAUUAACUGGGAAAGACCAACUUAAAACACCUUUUCCUUUCGCGAUGCUAUUCAAUUGAAUCUUUAAAGCUUUCUUUUGCAACUUCAAAAGAUUUCAAGGUAAAAUCGCGUUUUUUUUUCCACUAAAGUAUGAGAAAUGUAAGAAAAGAAAUGAAAGGAUCAUAUUUAUUGCUUUUAAUAAGAGUUUUAUUUUUGUAAAUUAGAGUAUUUUUAUA